CGGAGAACAAAUCAAGGGCAUCCGCCUUAUUCUAUGUGCUGUACAUACGAGGUAGAAUAACGCCGUUAACUGCGCCGCGAAUGCAUAUAAAUACAUCCCCUUCGCCCGCCGUCCCUCAUACGCUUCAACCUAGGGCCACACCGACGACCAUCUUUUGCGCCGGCUUGCCCACCCCAUCACCGCGAUGAAACUUUCCCAAACCAGUGCUAGCCCGGUGGCUGCCGGCCUCGCCUUGCUUGCCUCGGCGGCGGGCGUUGCGGCGGCCCCAGCGGCUACCUGCGAUCUUCCCACCACGUACAAGUGGAAUUCGACCGGUGCGUUGGCGCAACCAAAGAACGGAUGGACCUCGCUCAAGGACUUCACCCACGUGCCCUACAACGGCCAGCAUCUCGUGUACGGGAGCAUGGUCAGCGGCGGCAGCUACGGGUCGAUGAACUUCGGCCUCUUCACGGACUGGAACGGGAUGGGCUCGGUCAGCCAGAACAAGAUGAGCCAGGCCGCGGUUGCGCCCACGCUCUUCUACUUCGCCCCGAAGAAGGUCUGGAUCCUCGCCCACCAGUGGGGUCCCACGUCCUUUUCGUACAGGACGUCCAGCGACCCGACCAACCCGAACGGCUGGUCCUCGCCGCAGCCGUUAUUCACCGGCACGAUCUCAGGUUCCAGCACGGGCGUCAUCGACCAGACCGUCAUCGGCGACGACACGAACAUGUACCUGUUCUUCGCGGGCGACAACGGCAAGAUCUACCGCGCCAGCAUGCCCAUCGGCAACUUCCCCGGCAGCUUCGGCAGCUCGUCGACGGUCGUCAUGAGCGACUCGACCAACAACCUGUUCGAGGCCGUGCAGGUGUACAAGCUGCAGGGGCAGACCAAGUACCUCAUGAUCGUCGAGGCGAUCGGCUCGCAGGGGCGCUACUUCCGCUCCUUCACUGCCACCAGCCUGGGCGGCUCGUGGACGCCCAACGCGGCCACCGAGAGCAGUCCGUUCGCCGGCAAGGCCAACAGCGGCGCCACCUGGACCAACGACAUCAGCCACGGCGACCUGAUCCGCGUCACCAACGACCAGACCAUGACCGUCGACCCCUGCAACCUGCAGCUGCUCUACCAGGGCCGCGCCCCCAACUCCGGCGGUAGCUACAACAACCUGCCGUACCGGCCGGGCCUGCUCACUCUGCAGCGCUAAUCAAGCCUGUUGAGCAUCGCGUGGAGGAAGACGGUAAACCGGGACUGCUUUCCGCAGUUCUG
Molecule: messenger RNA, 1242 nt
Organism: Thermothielavioides terrestris NRRL 8126
Lineage: Eukaryota; Fungi; Ascomycota; Sordariomycetes; Sordariales; Chaetomiaceae
Product: glycoside hydrolase family 62 protein
Exons: 1
Coding region: 185-1180 (331 amino acids)
Biological process (GO): L-arabinose metabolic process
Molecular function (GO): alpha-L-arabinofuranosidase activity
Source: RefSeq, a predicted model, not a curated record